Molecule: messenger RNA, 2226 nt
Organism: Brassica napus (rape)
Lineage: Eukaryota; Viridiplantae; Streptophyta; Magnoliopsida; Brassicales; Brassicaceae
Product: protein MODIFYING WALL LIGNIN-1-like
Exons: 3
Coding region: 1045-1599 (184 amino acids)
Source: RefSeq, a predicted model, not a curated record
AGAGAUGGAUUACAUCCCUCCACAAGGCCCGCCAAAUAACAGGUCCUAGCCCAAUAAGCUCAGCUAGUUUAGUCGGCUCAGCGGCUAAAGGUGCUGACUCGGCUCCAGAGUACUUUUAGCCGAUCAGAUAAGCCGAUCGAUGAUACUCGGCUUGGAGGGAACAGUUCCAGGGCCUGCAUACUCGGCCUUUGGCGACGAGGCCCAAAAGACAGGGCAAUUAGGGCAUCACCGGCAAGGACACUAUAAAAAGAGAGGAACAUACAACGACAAGAGGACUUUUGGACAAACUACACACUAAGCAGCUAGAUUUAGGGUUUCCCAUUUGAUCACUCAGAUCUUGUUGUUUAGCCCUCUAAUCUUGUCUUCUUACUUUCCCGACAAUCUUGUAAUUCCUUGUCUGAUUCUAAUAAAAACGUCUUUAGUCACCUCAUCUUGAAGUUCAUCUUUCCAUUUAGCUGAAUCUCGUACAAACACUUUUGGCUUUGAAUUAACAUUUUCAAUAGAGUUUCGUAGAAUAGAAUCCCACGUUUUUCUUUAAUAUACUCAACCUGUAAUCUAUACCGUAUCCAUUUUUCGAGAGAUUCUUGAUUUCUAAUCUUAUAUUCACUUUGUUCGCUCAUUGUUUCUAUUCUCACUCAAAGUUUAUUAUACUACAAGUCUACAACAUUUUCUUAAAUAAUCACUAAUUCAAAUUAUUUUCAUCCAAAUUGCUGUGAAGUUGAACGAGUUGUUUAUAACCAAAUAAAGAUAAAGAAACAAAAUCAAAUGAAAAAAUGAGUCAAACCCGCUUGAGACACAAGAGUUUAUUCUAUUCAUAAUUCAUAAUCUCAAGAUUACACAAAAGCCAAGCAAAGAACCCAACAACCCAACCAUCACAACAAAGAACAAUUAAAUCCACUUUCUACAAAACGCCAAUAUGUAUCAAAACGCCCAUCUAGCUUAACAAUAAAUAUGUAUACGUUCACAUAAAGAUAAUUCUCUGUAACUGUGGAGUAAGCCUCAAGGAAUCUCCUCUUCCUUCUCUGGGGACUAUAGAACAAAUCAAUGGAGGUUCAAGAACAAGAUACGCGGAAAAAGCGACCUGAGUUCUCUCCCAUUUUCAUAUUCAUCGUUUUCCUUGGUCUCUUCGCGUUUUUCCUUUGCCUCGCGUCUGAGUUUCAGAAGGCUAAGGGGAAAGAUCUGAAAUGGGAUGGAGAAUCAUGUUAUCUUCCCGAAAGUCAUGCUUUCAAGUUUGGAACCGCUGCUCUGGUUUGUGUUUCAGUUGCUCAGAUCAUUGGAAAUGUUGUGAUCUGUAGAGGUUUCUUGAAAACACACAAAACGGAAUCGACGCCAUUUUGUCUAUUUCUUCUGUUGUUUUCUUGGGUUAAUUUUGCGGUUGCGGUUAUGUUGACGACCGUUGGUGCAAGCAUGAACAGAGAGCAGAUAUACGGCAAAGGGUGGCUAAACGGUGAAUGUUACCUUGUGAAAGACGGUCUGUUCGCAUCAUCGGGCGUUCUGUGCGUUUCAGCACUGGGUGCAGUUCUUGGAGCGUUUGCAUCCAACGUCAAAUCAUCAUCACAGGUUGACACUCAAAACAAAAUUCUUACCCACAAUGUGUAGUAAUUCUCUUUUUUUUUUCUGCCCCUUAUAACUCUGAAAGUUAACUUGAAAACAAAGAAAUACGAUCAGAUAUGACAAUACGAUACUCAUUAGAUCGGUUGUUUAAGUGUUACAUAUGAUUUUUAUGUGUGCCCAUAUCAUUUUUGUCUAUUUUCGCGUUUAUGAUUGUGUUUACAUCAGCAUAUCAUUUUAAUAUAUACUUGUAUAUAUAUAACGACCAGAAGUAGUUUCAAACAUUUUAAUCCGUGUAUUUACGUUUAUAAAUUGCAAAUGCUAUUCGAUAAUUUUUGUUUUGUUUGUUUUUUACAUGUUUUGAACUGACAUUCACACAUGUAGCCUACACACAAGGCUCUAGCGUGAGAAUCCGCGUUUACAAAAAAAAAUGUGCGUUUUCACUUUUGUGGCCAACCGAAACGUGUUUUGGCGAGGACAGUGAAAUAAAGAGAUGUUGACAGUGCGUCUAGUGUGAUGGAGACUGACCAUCUUCUAAUUUAAAUUGAUACCACUAGGCCAAAUGGCCAGUACAUCCAAGGCAACAGAAACACGUCUUGGGAUAUACACGUCCCUACCGCAAUGUAUAAAAGAAAGAAUAAACAGCUAAAUAUCGUUUUCUUGUUCUUUAAGCAA